AUGUCAUCCAACGUCUUUGGCACCCUAUACUCUCAGGUCUCCUUCUUGGACACCUUCUUCCCCGGCUUGGGUGUUGCCUUGGGUUACAUUCAUCCGCUUGCGUCUGGAAAUUCUCAUCUUGGAGCCCAGCUCCUUUGCACUCUCGGCCUGGUUGUGUUCAUAGUCAAGUACACCUACAGGCGUGUUAAAGAAACCCUUGAGGAUCACUUCAGGAUGACGCACACGACAUAUUCCUCGACUGGUUACAAUCGCAACCAUUCGCUGGGCGGACGCGAUCCUCUAUCGUCACGGCCCAGGCGUCUCAAGAAGCUGGAAAAAGAGAACAUUAAGCUAUCUGCCGUGGAAUACCCGCAAACCGUGGAAGACAGCUCGUGGCGCGGGGAAAGACUCUCGUUAACCGGUUUCGGCACAUCCUCAAGAAUGCUGCAGGACUUUAUUGACGAUUGUAGAACCGCGUACGAAAAAAAAGAGAAGGGAAAGACUGCCGUUUACGUGAAUGGCGACGGCUGGACACUUGCCACAAGGCGAGGCCAACGGCAUAUGGUUACUGUUGUACUCCCCGAAGCCGUAAAAACGGAUUUUUUGGGUGACGUUGCGGAGUACCUCAACCCGGAAGCAAGAGCUUGGUAUGCCGAUCGUGGCCUGCCGUACCAUCGUGGAUACUUGCUGCAUGGCAAGCCUGGCACUGGCAAAUCAAGUCUAAGCUUUGCGGCAGCUGGACAGUUCAAUUUGGACAUAUACGUCCUGAACCUUGCUAAAGAUAUUGACGCAAUCGAGGCCGCCAAAAGUCGUGUUGGCGAUGUAACGGGUUCGACAACAGACUCCACAGGCGACAGCGUGACACUCUCCGGGCUGCUCAAUGCACUUGAUGGAGUAGCUUCCGAAGAGGGUCGAUUACUGGUCAUGACGACGAAUCAUGUCGAUCACAUCGGCGCAGCCAUUAUUCGACCCGGGCGUGUGGACAAAAUGAUUGAGUUUGGGCUUGCAAGUCGGCAAACACUGCUGGGCCUGUUCCGAUUUAUCUACAUGCCGUUGUCCAGCAACACCGAAAGAGAAAGAGACACGGACGAAGGGGUCGUCAAAAGCCAAGACGCUCAAGAUAUCCAGGAACUAGCUGUGCGGUUUGCUGAUCGUGUGCCUGAAAUGAAAUACAGCCCGGCCAAGGUCCUUUCAUUUCUGAUUGCGCACAAACAUUCGCCUCGGGACGCAGUGGAAAACGUCAUCCCGUGGAUCGGAAAUGGGGGCGAGGGUUUCGUUCCCCUUCGGCGCCAGACUUCUACGAUGCAUACGAAGAUUGAAGAGAUGUUUGACGUCUCGGCCAGUGUAUCGGCCAGCGCGGGUAUGGAGGAUAUGCAGUGGUUCACGAUAUUGGAAUAG
Molecule: messenger RNA, 1377 nt
Organism: Beauveria bassiana ARSEF 2860
Lineage: Eukaryota; Fungi; Ascomycota; Sordariomycetes; Hypocreales; Cordycipitaceae
Product: mitochondrial chaperone BCS1
Exons: 4
Coding region: 1-1377 (458 amino acids)
Biological process (GO): protein insertion into mitochondrial inner membrane from matrix; mitochondrial respiratory chain complex III assembly
Cellular component (GO): mitochondrial inner membrane
Molecular function (GO): ATP hydrolysis activity; ATP binding
Source: RefSeq, a predicted model, not a curated record